Pollicipes pollicipes is the source of this 1436-nucleotide messenger RNA. RefSeq names its product Tetraspanin 66E (gene Tsp66E). Bases 231 to 1040 code for a protein of 269 amino acids. Gene Ontology annotation, cellular component: plasma membrane. The transcript has 6 exons. The record is from RefSeq and is a predicted model, not a curated record. Lineage: Eukaryota; Metazoa; Arthropoda; Thecostraca; Pollicipedomorpha; Pollicipedidae.
CCUGCGACCGGGAGGGAGGCCGCGCGCGGGGCAGUGGAGGGGCGGGCGCCGACGGACGCUCCAAGCAGCUGUUUCUGAUCGCGGCCCAGGGUCUCGCUGAUUGGGGCGGAAUAGCUUAGUGCCCACGGACCACACACGUCGGGGAGUGAUGUCGAUACUCGAGAUGCGCCGGUGAUAGGACGCGUAGUGACUUCAUCGAUUCCAGCUCGCAACCAGAGUUAAGAACAGACAUGUGCGCCGGAAUGAUGUGCAUCAAAUAUGUCCUCUGCAUCUUCAACUUCGUUUUCUUUUCGGCCGGCGCCGCAGUUCUCACAGUGGGAAUAUGGCUGUCCGUGGACAAGACGUCGUUCACCAUGCUGACCAGGCUGAGCCAGGACGAGAGUUUAGCGCUAUUCAACGACGCGUCGGUAAUCGAGCAGGGGGCCUACAUCCUGAUCGCCGCCGGCGCCCUCAUCUUCAUCAUCGGUUUCUUGGGGUGCUGCGGUUCCAUCAAGGAGUCUCGACUCAUGCUUGGCCUGUAUGGAGGACUGAUGUUGAUUGUGUUCCUGCUGUAUAUCGCUGCGGCUAUACUGGCCACCAUAUAUAAGCAGGAGGCGGAGAAAGGUCUCAAGUCCUUUCUUCAGUUCACCAUCAGUGAAUGGUACUCCACCAAGGACAAGCCCAACACGAUUACCGUUUCCUGGAACGUCGCCAUGGCUCAGCUGUCGUGUUGCGGAGCCAACAACUACACAGACUUCCGGAAGGCUGAGAGGUGGACGAGCAGCAAGCCGGCCGACCAGGUGCUGCCGGCUGCCUGCUGCCAGCUGAUCGUCUCCAGCGACAACAUGUACCAGCCGCGCGACCCAAAAUGUCUGACCGACCCCUCGGCCGACAACUCGUUCUACCUCGUCGGCUGCUACCACGCCAUUAAGCGGCACGUGGUGAAGAACGUCGACAUCGUGAUUGGCAUAUGCGUGGCGCUUGGCGCUCUCCAGCUGAUCGUCAUCAUCCUCUCGUUCUGCCUGUGCAAGAUGAUAGACCUGCGGUCAGACAAGUUCUGAUGCUGUCUGAUCGGGUGAGGGGCCGGCCGCCGGCCGCGCGGCCCCUCGCGUCGCCCCUCCCACCGGGGUUAGCAGCUGGCAAGGCCGUGAUGACGGCGCACGGACGCGGCGGACGUCGCCGGCCACCCUGGGACCGUGUUUGACCGGACGCCAACUCCGCCGGUGUCAGGAUGACGACCUUCGAGCGGACCCCCAGUCCAGGGGCCCAGGCGGCCACCAUGUCAGGGCCACCUGGGAGUGACAGAUGACCUCGGGUCAGAGCGAGCGGCGCGGCGUAACAUCGGGUCAGUGCAGGCCAAGCGGCGUGACCUCGGGUGAGAGCGGGUGGCGCGGCGUGACCUCGGGUCAGUGCGGGCCGAGCGGCGUGACCUCGGGUUAGUGCGGGCCGAGCGGCGU